Messenger RNA from Malassezia sympodialis ATCC 42132, 1482 nucleotides. RefSeq lists its product as uncharacterized. The coding region runs from base 1 to 1482 and encodes 493 amino acids. The record is from RefSeq and is a predicted model, not a curated record. Lineage: Eukaryota; Fungi; Basidiomycota; Malasseziomycetes; Malasseziales; Malasseziaceae. The transcript is spliced from 2 exons.
AUGCUGCACGACCUACCUCCUCACACCACCAAGCUCUACGCCAAGGCGACCGGGCCGGCGCCGCCGGCGCCGCCGGCGCCCAUGCCCGCUCCUCCGGCGCCUGCCGCCGUGCCCGUAUCGCUGCCCGCGCCCAGUGCUGCGCCUGCGCUCCCCACGACACUCGCCGCGUCCGCGCGCGCGAUCCUACCCGUGCGCCGCGCGGGGGCGAUGGGGGCGCCAGCGCCCGUGCUACCGCGCUCGGCAGGGCGGCCUGUGCCCAGCGCGGCGCCGGCCAUGCCCGUGGGCGUUGUGCAGGACCUGUCCAUGUCGACCGACGGCUCUCACGGCGGCGUGGCCGCUGAGCCGGACGUGGACACCGCGCUCUCGUCGCCGAGUGUGCCCUCGGACGAGAGCGAUCUGCUCGCAGACAUCGAGCUCGACCUGGAUCCCGCGGGCCUCGUCACCGUGUCGCUCGCGGAAGAGCUCGCUGAGCAGCGGCGCGUCGCCGACGUGUGCGAGCGCUUCGAGGCGACGGUCCUGGCGCCCCAGGCGCUUGCCGCGCAGGCGGAGCGCCGGGAGCUCGUGCGUCAUGGGCAGAUGGACCCUGAAGCCGCGGCCCACGACGACGUGAUGAUGCGCCUCGGCCUCGACGCCGAGGAGGCGCGCGACAUCUCGAUGGUCGCCGAGUACGCGCAGGACAUUUUCGCCUACAUGGCCUGCUGCGAGCGCGAGUCGAUGGCGAAUCCCAACUACAUGGACUUCCAGGACGAGAUCCAGUGGCACAUGCGGGCGACACUGAUCGACUGGCUGCUCCAGGUGCACACGCGCUACCACAUGCUCCCGGAGACGCUCUGGAUCGCGGUGAACCUCGUGGACCGCUUCCUGUCCGCGCGCAUCGUGAGCCUCGCGAAGCUGCAGCUCGUGGGCGUCACGGCCAUGUUUAUCGCGGCCAAGUACGAGGAAAUCCUCGCCCCGAGCGUCGAGGAGUUCGUGUUUAUGACCGAUGGCGGCUACUCGCGCGAGGAGAUCCUCAAGGGCGAGCGCAUCGUCCUCUCCACGCUGGACUUUAAUGUGUCGACGUACUGCUCGCCGUACUCGUGGGUGCGCCGCAUCUCCAAGGCCGACGACUACGACAUCCAAACGCGCACGCUGUGCAAGUGCCUCAUGGAGGUCACGCUCUUCCACUACCUGUUCCUGCGCGUGCGCCCGAGCAUGAUUGCCGCUAUCGGCAUGUACCUCGCGAAGCGCAUGCUCGGCGGCGUGUGGGACGAUGCAUUCGUGUACUAUGCGCGCUUCACCGAGGCACAGCUCCUUCCCGGCGCGAACCUCCUCCUGGAGAAGCUGAUCGAGCCUGGCUUUGAGGACCAGUUUGUGUACAAAAAGUAUGCAAGCAAAAAGUUCCUCAAGGCGAGCAUAUACGCGCGCCACUGGGCCCUUCGCCACCCCACACUCGCCAGCACCAGCGCCGACGCCGUGCCAGGCCCAUCGCGCGCCUCACCCUAG